Cydia splendana is the source of this 1510-nucleotide messenger RNA. Its product is annotated as neurofilament heavy polypeptide-like. The coding region runs from base 126 to 1433 and encodes 435 amino acids. Lineage: Eukaryota; Metazoa; Arthropoda; Insecta; Lepidoptera; Tortricidae. The record is from RefSeq and is a predicted model, not a curated record. The transcript is spliced from 6 exons.
AAAAGACCUUCCUUGGGUUGGUUAUAGUUUAGAAAAUCCAAAACUAACCACAGCUAGUUACUGAUAUCGGCGUUAAUUAAGUAUACUUGGGCACAAAACUAUUUUAUCUAAAUUUAAUUCAUCGGAUGCCUAAAAUGUCCGCUGAAUUAGUUGUUACGGGUCUACCCGGCGAUGUGACUUUUCCGAAAAUCUUAAGCACUUUCCGGAUGUUAUUAAAACGAAUACACAUAAAGCAAUUCUGGAUAGGCGAUAUCGCCGACGUGCAGGGUUAUAUGAAGCAGAUAACUAUCAAAUUAAGUACCAAUGCCGACGCGCGUAAAGCUCAGAACUGUUUGGACAACAUGCCAUUUAAGUAUAAUAUGAUGGAGUACCCUAUGCAGGCGUAUAUUCCUGGAAACCAGGAAUUCAUGAAUUUUGAGAAUGAGGAUGAAUUUGAAGACUGGGGGCGCAAGCCAAGGCACAAGCGUACGAGGGCGCGGUCUCGCAGCCCGGGGUACAGACAGGAGGCGUCUAAACUUGAUAUGGAGAUAGAGUUACUAAGGAAGCAGAGGCAGGUGAUAGAAGAAGAAAGAAGAUUGCUUAUGGAGCAGAAGAAAUUGGAGAUGAUCAAGGAAUACGGGCCGAGCGUCUCGCGAGAUUUCGAUAAUCUCAAAGAUUACGGAUCACCUCGCAAGAGACGUCAGCCUGAACCUGUACCAAAAGCAAAAAGGCCUCAUCAGGAGGCCCAGAGGGUCCCAAAAGUCCCCAAGGGCCCAAAAAAUCAACCCCGCUUGCCCCUCUUCUUCCAUCCGUGCAAAAAGCUUAUAAGCCAAAUGAGACCGAUCAUAGAUAGGGAUACUACUCCUGAAGAAGCUGAAAUACUGGUUAAACUGAUCAGAGCUGCUAUAAGGAAGGAUUUGGCUAUAGCUUUAGAGAAUAAAGAAUAUAUGAAACACGCGGAGAUCAUUGACUUGUACAGAGAAAGACAUCCGCCGGAACAAGAUGAAGCUUUUGUUGCUAAAAUUUUAGCCAAUAUAAGAGCAAGUUUUCUGACUCCUGAAGUUAAAGUGGAAAAGGUCACUGAUGAUGUCCCGAAAGACACGGAAAAUCAAGUAAAUGAUAAACAGGGGGAAGCUGAUGAAAAAACACCAGAGGUACCGGAAAAUGGAGAAAAAGAUACAGAUGGCGCUACCGCUACAACAGACGGUGCCGUGACCGAACCACAGUCUCAAGAGCUUGAAAACCCUGUAGAGAAACUAGACGCUACCACCGAUGGUGCGGUGACCGAACCAAAGUCCCAAGAGCUUGACAACCCUGUGGGGGAAGCUGAGAAGGCGAAUGGUACUGCAUUCAUUGCAGCCGAUAAUAGUGUGUUGGACGAGAUCCAGGCAAAGGAGGAGGAAUUGCUGGCAGGUGAGGAUUCUAAGCCCGCUGACGGGGCUGCAGAACAGUGAACUGUAGAUUAAAGUGUAAUAAUAUUAUCUUAGCCAUGUAAGAUAUAUUAUGUAUCAUUAAGAAAUAAAGAGUGUGC